UUGUGGUUCAUAGGGCAACAAACAGCAGCGUACGCCGCCGGGGACAUCAAUGGUGGAGUACGCUUCCAUUCAGGGAAAGGUCUGAGAGAGACCAUUACUGGGGCUUACAUGGAGAGCUGAAAGCUAAUAUGAGCUUAACGUCCUUAAUGAUGUACAUAUAUCCGGUCCUGUUAUUUAUUUUGUAUGUAUAUAAUGGAUUUUCCGAAGCUGCACCUCGCAUCAUUCCCUCCGAUGCGUCGCCUCUCUCCAGGAAGCCCGGCUCAGCCUCCGACACCUGGGAGACCUUCCACACCGACAUGCCUCGUCAUCUACCCGGGAACAGGUUCGCUCUCGGGCCUCUAGCCGAGCUCACGCCGCGUCCUGCCGGCCUCCCCUCCGACACUAGCCCGCUCCCAAAAAUCGCGACCACCUUCCAGCUUCCAACAACAGACCCGACCACCACGACCAGCACUACCAGCACCUCUCCUGACACUGGGAUUAUUUCCACUGUGGAACAAAUAUCUGCGCCCAUUUCCAGACUAAGCGGCGCACGCAAAAGAUCCACUGAUGCACAGACAUCACUUUUUGCUCCAGAGAAAAUGCUGCAGACCAUGGUGUCCAUGGUUUCCCAGCGCACAGCGAACGAUGCCUGGUCUGCAGAUAACACUGGUACAUCUGUUACCUCAGUAAAAAAUAACCAAGAGUCUGUUUGUAACUGCAGCAUUGGUGGUGAGGGGAUUUGGGAUCCGGACGAAUGCAACACAACCACCGGUCAGUGUUUAUGUGUGUCCGGCUACACUGGCCUCCAGUGUGAGGACUGUGAGGAGGGACACUUCACCAACGGCACCAACGGCUGCCUGCCCUGUGCCUGCGACUCCUACGGCGCGGUCAACCACCUCUGCGACAGCUCAGGGAUAUGCGUGUGCAAGUCGGGAGUGUAUGGACCCAAGUGUGACGAAUGCCACCCAGGUUUCUUCCACUUCAGCCCCACUGGCUGCCGGCCCUGCCAGUGUCACAACCACACCAACAACUGCCACCCACAGUCCGGAGUGUGUCUUAACUGUGAGGGCAACACCCAGGGAUCAAACUGCGAUGAGUGCAAGCCCGGGUUCUACCGCAGCCCUGGAAGUGCCCUGACCGAAGCCUGUGCACCGUGUCCCUGCUCCAAAACUACGUCCAACGGCACCUGCCACACCGAUUCUGGCGGCGCCCCCGUGUGCGACCACUGCCUCCCCAGAUACACCGGCCCAAAGUGUGACAAGUGCAGCGCCGGCUUCUACAAAGUGUCCGGGGUUUGUGUCCCAUGUGACUGCAGUGGGAAUGCAGACCCUCAGGGCCCCGCCCAGAUCUGUCACCCUGAAACCGGCCACUGCCUCCGCUGCAUCAACAACACCACGGGGCCCCAGUGUCAGCUCUGCUCCGCGGGAUUUGUAGGGGACGCCCGAGCUCACAACUGCACCCGACUAACACCCCGGCUCAUUCCCACACCAGCAGAUACAACCACAACAGUUGCUUCCACGUCAAGCCCAUCUUCAACUACCACCACCCAGACCUCUGCCACAGUGCGGGGCGUCCCAUCAUCCACUCCCAGGAGCAACAUGAGCACAACGCUGAGCACCACCGCCACCACGCAGACUCUGCUGACCAGCCUGAGCAGCCCCACGGACAACACCACAGCCGCCCUGACCGAAGUGUCGUGGACGCAGUUCAACAUCAUCAUCCUGGCCGUCAUCAUCCUGGUGGUCCUGCUGUUGCUGGGCUUCGUCGGCGGCGUCUACACUUACCGGGAGUACCAGAACCGCAAGCUCAACGCCCCUUUCUGGACCAUUGAGCUUAAGGAGGACAACAUCAGCUUCAGCAGCUACCACGACAGCAUCCCCAACGCUGAUGUGUCGGGCCUGCUGGAGGACGAGGCCAAUGAGGUGGCGCCCAACGGCCAGCUGGCGCUAACCACGCAGGGCAACUGCUACAAGGCUUAGCAUUCCAUCCAUCCUCAAACCGGACACAUAGAUUACAGAUACACAAAGCUGCUGGAAAGUACCAAAUCCAAAGCUCCUUCAUGUAUGACUGCUUGUUGAGUCCCUGCUCGUCUGCUCUUCACUAAACAAACUGACAGUAGCAUCAGGCAGGUAGGAUCAAAUACAUUGGACAGAGACGGAGAGUCUCCACUUGAAACAGUUUCCCUUUUUGAUAUGAUUUCUUGGGGGCAAUGGGCGAUCAGAGAGAUGGGUCCAAAGAGUAAAAAAGUCUUGACUUGUGCCGCUGUUGUGCAGAAUUGUUAGGUUAUUGGCGCAGGCGGUGAGCAGACGCCUGUUUGCCCAAACAACAGUGGCCAUUAGAGGACUUACAGAAGUCUAGCAUUUCACAUAUUUUUAAAAUGGACUUGUGACUGUUUUAAGUUAUAACUGGAUCACUUGAAGAGUGAUCUUAAACUGAGACAAUGAUUGUUAUUUAAUGAAUUUUAUUCAGUUCUUAUUUAUUGGUUGACGUUUCAUUCUGGGUGAAAUGCUGCACAUGUAUGACGUGUUUAUUCAUGGUGUUUUAUCUUCUGUGCUGUCGAAUGGUAAAUUGAAAUGGCCAAUGUGUUUUCAUGUAUAGUUUGUGAGUUUUUUGAGAGCGCCGUAGGGGAAGACGAAGGCUGCUGGCACACUUAUGGACUCAUCAUUUAGUUUAUGGCUUCCUGUCUUUGUGUUAAUCGUGCCAGCUCACCUGUAAUAUCGAAGAGGAGUGUUUUCUUUUCAAACAAACUGCGAGUACAGUUUACUCACUCACAAUUUGGCAGUGACUCCUAGGCUUAUUUAAACCACAAUGAUCUUGUAAAGUGUCUGCUGCAUACCUCAGUCAAAGCUAAACAACAACUUAAAAACAUUUCACCUGUUUGAAGAAGUGACUCAGUCUCAAACAAUAGGACUGACUGAUGUUCAGAGCCCAAGCAGUAUUCUAAUGUUGAUGCUGUUGUUAUGGAGCCCGCACAUGGUAAAAAUUCCUUGUCAAUCACCUGCUCCAAGUCCAAUAUGAUUUACUGUAAAAUCAAUGCACUUCAAAGCUUCACACCUUAUCUUGGACGUGGGUGGUUCCUGUGUCGUUUCGGCUGCCGUUGGUUGGGUGUGCUUCUUUUUACCACGGUGAAUGAGUAAAGUUAAUCAUGGAUUUAACUCCUCAGGUACUGGCUCUUUCCCUAAUGUGAUCACUGUAAAUAUGACUAUUGUACAGAUGAAUGUGAAUAGUAGCACUAUUAUUGUACAGGUAGAAAAACUGUGUGUACACUGUCACUCGACAAGCUCUCGACCAUUCACUCUCCAGGGUGUGAUGUUGCAGUCAGCCCGCGGCUUUUUGUAUUUUUAUUUUUAUGUCUCUUAUUCUCAGUGGACUUUGCCAUAUGACAGACCCGCAGGACUUCGAUGCACCACCCCAGAAACUGCUCAAAACAACGAGUGGAAUGAUGUACAUAAUACCCUCAAAUCAGAGAUCAACUCCAAUAAAAAUGGGUUUAACUGUU
Messenger RNA from Sphaeramia orbicularis (orbiculate cardinalfish), 3478 nucleotides. RefSeq names its product multiple epidermal growth factor-like domains protein 9. Gene Ontology annotation, biological process: tissue development; animal organ morphogenesis. Bases 129 to 1958 code for a protein of 609 amino acids. Lineage: Eukaryota; Metazoa; Chordata; Actinopteri; Kurtiformes; Apogonidae. The transcript has 6 exons. The record is from RefSeq and is a predicted model, not a curated record.